AAGUGCGCUACCAGGAACUUUCUCUGCCAAAUGGGGAGUUAGAUCAGCAUACUCUCCUUUCUCUCCCUUCGAACUCGAGAUAAAGGAAAGAGAUCUUUCCGUGUAUCCGUAGUGCUGUUAGUCAUCACCAACUCCACAUCCUCACUCGCUGAUCGAGGAUGUCGAAGGAAGGAAUUAUUGAGGUCGUGGUUUCCCCAUUGUUGAAGCAUCUGGAGAAUGCCAGGCGCCGUGUUCUGGAAGUCGAGGGAAGUGAUGCAAUCUCGGAGAUCAUCUCACUGUUUGACAACAUCGGAAGGGAUAUUCGAGACAUGGAGGAUGUCUUCCGGCGAGCAGAGCGAUGGGAGAAGGACGUGGUACGCGAUUUUGGAGUGGUUGCUCGACUAGUCGAUGACAUCUUGGAAGAAGAUUGCACCCUCCCCAAGUUCCAAUCCAAGCUUCGAGUCAUCGAUGCGGAGAUCUCCGACCUGAGAGGCCGCGUGACUCCACCGCUCCAACUACCUCCCGUCGAGAGUUCAGCUGCGGCAUCGUCUGGGAGUCUUCCUUCGAUGUUCAGCUCCCUGCAAGCAUCCCAAGAGUGGCGACGGCUCGAAUUGGAUAAGAAGAUCUUUGAAAGCAGCACCAUCUCUAAUCUUCUGGUGAGCUACGAGAACCUCGACCUUCAGUUGAAGUUGUGCUUGCUCUGCUUCUCUAUUUUCCCAGAGAAUGCACUCCUAAAGAAAAGGCUUAUGAUCUACUGGUGGAUCGGGGAGGGACUCGUAACCCCGAAGAGGGGGAAGACUGCCGAGGAGAUCGGAGAGGAUUGCUUGAGGAAGCUAAUCAUGAAUGGAAUGGUCGAGCCAGCAUUCAGGAAACGGAGCUCGGCCAUAGAGUACUGCAAGGUGCAUCCAUGGACGAGACGAAUGCUUAUUUCUGUGGCCAGGAGAAAUCAGUUCUUUGACUUCGACUCGGAAGGAGUUCCUCGGUCAGACUUCUCUGUGAGCCGUCAUGCUUGCUUGGUGACCGCCAGGGGAGGGGAUUCGCAGCAAACCCUCUCGAGGGGCCAAUCCAAUGCCAGUGAAUUGAUUGCGCUGUUCAACGUCGACGAGCAAUAUCUGAGACUCGACAAGAGCUGGUUCUCAGAGAUGAGGAAGAUCAAAGUGCUGCAACUCGGAAGGUGGCAGAGACAAGCGAAGCACCAUAUCGAGGUGGAGAGCACGGAGUUCUUGGAAGGACUGAGGGGGUUCAAGCACUUGAGUUACCUCUCCUUCCAAGGCAUUUCCAGAAUCACAGAGCUGCCGGCAUCCAUUGGCAAGGUCUCCAAUUUGAGGAUCUUGGAUCUCCGGGCGUGCCACAACUUGGAGAAACUGACAUCAGGGAUCACAAACCUGAAGAAACUGACCCAUUUGGAUGUGUCGGAGUGUCACCUGCUAGAGUUCAUCCCCAAGGGGAUCAGCUCACUGUCACAGCUCCAAGUGCUGAAGGGAUUCGUCGUCGGUGACUCGAGAAGCAAGCACCCGUGUCGACUCAACGAGCUGGCCAAAUUGGAGAAACUGAGGAAGCUGAGUAUGAUCAUAGGGAACAAGGUGACAGUGACAGAGGAUGAGCUUGGCGAUCUGAAAAGCUGCAGAGCCCUUCGCUCGUUAACCAUAACAUGGAUCGUAUUGCCACCUAAGAAGGCAGUUUCGAGGCUAACAAGGAUGGCGUCUAUGACAAUGACAUCACUCGCCCUUCCCGUUGGUCUUGAGAAGCUCGAUCUUCGAUGCUUUCCGGGUAAGCUGGCACCAGAAUGGUUGAAUCCUGCUGCGUUGAGGAGCUUGAAGAAGCUGUACCUCAGAGGAGGGCCGCUGAAGAGCCUUGGGCUGGAAAGAUUCCCACCGACUUGGAAUGUGGAGGUGCUACGUCUCAAGUUUCUAAGUGAAUUGGAGGUGGAAUGGUCUCAAAUACGAGCAAGCUUUCCAGGCCUCGUUUACUUGGAGAUCUUCCAAUGCAGCAGAGUUCGAUCCUUUCCAUGCGAUGAAGAUGGAGUGUGGGUGAAACGUGGUAGGCAGACAUCUAGUCCGGCAGCACGAGGAGUUGAACAGAGCGACCAAAGGUAUCAGAUGAGCUGUUAA
Messenger RNA from Musa acuminata subsp. malaccensis (wild Malaysian banana), 2090 nucleotides. Its product is annotated as disease resistance RPP13-like protein 4. Lineage: Eukaryota; Viridiplantae; Streptophyta; Magnoliopsida; Zingiberales; Musaceae. Gene Ontology annotation, biological process: defense response to other organism. The record is from RefSeq and is a predicted model, not a curated record.